Molecule: messenger RNA, 1281 nt
Organism: Aphanomyces astaci
Lineage: Eukaryota; Oomycota; Saprolegniomycetes; Saprolegniales; Verrucalvaceae
Exons: 3
Coding region: 1-1281 (426 amino acids)
Biological process (GO): DNA catabolic process
Molecular function (GO): DNA nuclease activity
Source: RefSeq, a predicted model, not a curated record
AUGGACAUCAAUACCGCCAGCUUGGAUGUUUUGCAAACGAUUCCGGGCGUUGGACCGACACUCAGCAAGCGCAUUGUCGCGAGCCGACCCUUCCACGAGCACGUGGAGCUGCUGGCAGUGCCAGGCAUAGGCCCAAAACGAUUCGCUAUCCUUGGGCAACACUUGCUGCCAUUGCCAGCCAAAGCGACAGGAUCAAACACCCAAGAUCGUCACACAAGCUUGUCACCCAAAGAGGCAGUGAUUCCAGCAUCUCGUUCGUCAGGAACUCGUCCGUCAAAGUCAUACGACCUCCAUAACACGACGUUUCCACUUGCAUUGAACCAUGCGUCGAUCGAAAUGUUGCAGCUCAUUCGAGGCAUCGGACCCGUCCUCGGCAGCCGCAUCAUCCAUAGCCGCCCAUUUGCCACUGUGGACGAACUGCAGUCGGUGCGUGGCAUCAGUACGACGCUGUUGCAGUUCUUUCGCCAACACCUGACAGUGCUCCAAUCCAAUCCUGGUAGUGGCAUCGUCAUGUUGACUGCGCCAUCCAACGCAACAUGCUGCCUCGCCUCUGCAUCGUUCUGUGAACGAGUUCCCAGAUGUCCCAGCACCCCUCGGCUGCUCUUGGCUACGUGGAAUAUCCGCCACCUGUCCAAACAUCGACCUACAUCAUCCUUGCAUCGCAUCGUGCAUGUUAUCUCGCGAUUCGACGUUGUCGCCCUUCAGGAAGUCCGCGAUGUCAUGGUGGUGAAGCGGCUGUGCGCGCUCCUUCCUGGCUACACCUACGUCCUGAGUCCUCCACUUGGCACGACCACGACCGAGCAUUUUUGCUACUUUUAUCGCAAAAGCCUUGGUUUUCAAGCCACAGUCGUCGACUCGGACCAUAAGUCCAUGGCCCGCAUGCCCUUUGUCGUGCAGUUUCGCGGGAAUGGGCCGUCGUUCGUUCUUGUGAACGUUCACGUUGUGUUUGGGCGGCGCCAUCGACGGUUGCGCGAGAUUCAAACCCUCCACCGACUGUUGACCUCCCUCCGCGAUUGCUCGUAUGACUGCCACGUCAUCUUACUCGGCGACUUCAACUUGCCCCCGUUUGACAUUGGCCCUCUACUCGGGGGGUGGUACCCCCUUUUCAGACCCCCCGACACGACCACGAUUUUCAACAACCUGUACGACAACAUUUGGCUGCCGGACUCGAUUUCAAAGGUGGCCCGUGGAGUCGUUCGCGUCGACCACGAGUUCUACCCCGACACCAAACACUACCCGAGCUAUCCGAUCACUGCCCCGUGUUUUUUAGUCUUAGUAUGA